CAUCAUUGAUCCGGAUUAAUCUAGGGAAAUUUAGGAAGUCUAUCGCUGAGUACCACUGCUCAGUCCGAUCAGAGAUCCGAUUAAUUGUCGUAAACACCCUCGAUUAAGAGUGACGUGUAAACGUAGUCAUUGUAGAACGGGAAAUCUUACAACUUGCGACGUUAUGAUACGACCAAUGUAGAUCUGGCUUAAUAACUUAUCCACACCACACACACAUACACACACACACACUCUCUCUCUCUCUCUCUCUUUCUCUCUUGCUCUCUCGUCGCAUGUGCGGUUCGGUUGAGCAAACAGCUGGGAAGAUAGAGAGAAAGAGAAAGGGAGAACAUGGAGAAGUCAAGAGGCAAAUGCGUCUAGUCGCGGUGCGGCACGCGCACGCGGAGAGGACAAAGAGAGGGGAGGGAGCGAGAAAGAACAGUAGAUACCGCGCGCGGGGUAUAUUAUCGCUGCAUCGCACCUGAUAGCUCACCGCGAUUUGACGCGAUCCCCGAAAAAGAGAAAAAAAAAGAACAUUCUCACCACGCUACGUACUACGUAUUACGCGCGUGGACCGCGCCGUGUUUCACUCGGAACGCGAGCGCCAUUGGCAAUGUCGGGAAGUGACAGCCCAACAUUCUUUCACGGCCAGCCCUGGUCUAGCUGGAUCGAAAGAAUCGGACGGGACAAGCCGCUGAGCGAUGAAGAAACAGAAGUCCAACCAUCAAGCUCAGUCACACGUCUUUCUGCAGAAGAUAUUGACUUAUAUGGCUUCUGCCCAGAGAGGGAUGAUUUUUAUGGAGUGGUAUGCGAAAUAUGCAAUGCCAUAGUAAAACCACAAGCUUUUAUUCAACAUAUGGAGUGUCGCCAUCCUUCCGGCACAGCAAGUUUUCCGCCUCCUUCGAAUCCGGUCGUGAAACCACCUGCGAAAACCCCUUUUUGUAAGGUGUCCAAGCUGAAGAAAACUACCAACCAGCUACCAACUCCUUCAUCUUCUUCGAUUCCCACUGCUAGUGGCGCAAAGCUGAAUCAUACAAUCGUCAAGCGUACUACGGAUCAGGCAAAUCUGUCUGCGAGUGGUUCGCUACCGAUCUCAUCGCCUCGGUCGCCCCUCGAGUCGAUCCCAGUGCAAACUACCUCUCCUAACGUGCCCGGCCCCUCGAAUCUUGUUGGUGUCUCAACCAACAGCGGUAGUAGUCCAGGCAAAAGCCCCAGUACCGGUGGCAGCAACAGCGGCGGUGGCGGCGGCAGUGGUGGCGGUAAUCAACCUCGCCGCAAAAGACUUAAAACAGACCGCUCAUUGCUCAAAGAUCGCGAAUAUGAUCCCGAUCGGCACUGUGGCGUUUGGAACGAAGAGACUGGCAAGCCUUGCACCAGGUCACUCACAUGCAAGGCGCAUACUGUCUCGUUGCGCCGAACGGUCAUUGGUCGCAGCAAGACCUUCGAUAAGCUCCUUGCAGAACAUCGAGCUGCGAAAGAACAGCCGAACAGCGGCAGCAAUCGACAACCGACAAAGAUGACAGUCUCUGGCACUAUUACCGUAGCUUCGACCGUUACCGUUGCCGUUGCCGCGGCAUCUAGCCUGAACAAUCCCCUUACUCCCAACACUCCAGUAUCCAUCGCUGAGCCAGAAGCGCCGAGCUCGCCGCCUGUACUAUCGCUGCCAGACACAUAUCCACUGCCAAAGGCUGUUGAUUUGCUUUAUCGGUGUCUGGCCCCGCAUGGCUCCACUAAACCUACCAAGCUCGAAGAAGAUUUCGCCAAUGCGGAGGAGUUGCAGAGUUUAGAGUCUACACUGGUCAAUUCUACCAUUGCAACCGACAACAACAGCAGUAACAGCGGCGGUGGUGGCGAUGGAGGUGGUGGCGGCGGCAGCACGUUGCAGCAACAAUCAGGUUCGAUGAUGGGACCGAUAUCUGUGAUGCUGCCGUCGCUGUCCCCGCUGCCGGGUAUAAACAACGAAGGAUCGCCAGGCGUUGCUACUCUGAUACCGAGCACUACAACGCCUACCGCGAUGCCGAUCAUAUCGAUGCCACUGCCAACCACUUGCGUGCAACCGCCCACGAUGGUUACGACGGUGCUUGAGGGCGAGACACCGGUGGAUAUCGAUACCGAAACCAUGUCUCUAUAUUCUCCCAUUUAUACCGCGACCAAAGAUGUCAAGUCGCAGCUAAUGAUGCAGAUACAAUCACGACCAAAUAGUCAUUCGUUGCAAUCACCCGUUUCGAUUAGGAACUAUCAGCAAAUACAAGCUUCUAUGCCGAGCUUGAAUUUAUUUAAGCCAGUGGAACAGCUGGAGCAACAGCAUGCAAGUCAAAUCAAUGGUAAAAGACUGAAUCAUGCGAAUCCGAUGUCAUCGCGACAGCAGAAAAGGCAUGGCAAAUCACAUCACGAGCAGUUAUCGUGUCAAUCGUCGCAGGACUAUUCGACAUCCGCAUCGAUCCAGGUUGAAGCGACAACUACACCGUCGCCAUAUCCGCAUUUUGGCGAUAUCUCCUGGUCGAAUUGUCAUCCGGAACCAUUGGCAGUUAGCCGGUGGCUUCGUCUCUCGUCCAGCCGCAAACAAUACAAUUUCAAUAUUCACUGACACAAGACCCCACCCACCCCGGGCUGAGGACUGAACGCUGCGGGCGUUGUUUGUCUACCUCCUUUCUUUAGCUACAUCACCCUUUCUUUCUUCGUUGCUCACAGCGUUGUCGUCGUCAUCCUAGUCGUUGCCACCGUAGUCAACGUCACGUCCACAGCCUAUCGAAAGGGGAGGGGGGGGGAAAGGGUUCUUAUUUUUGUCAUUCAUCGCUAUAAAUGUGAGUAUUUUGCGUAAUCGAUCGCAAAAAAUCUGUCCGCGAUGCCUUGGAUAAUGUUUCCGCACGAACUUCGAUAUGCGAUGUAAUCUUUCGCUUUCGUGUAUGAUAUCGCAUGAUACACGAAACUUUGAACAUCAGAUCACGAGUACGUCAAACGCCUAGAAUCUCGAGAAUUUCGUAUCUAGACCUUCAAACUUCUUACGGAACUCCAUGAAGAGAAGGAAUAGGUAUCGAUGUAUGUAUUCCACUCUCGUUUACUCGCUAAAUUUUUAAUGUAAGAUGGAGAAAAAAAAGAUGAAAACACAAAAGAAUGGGAAUGUGUAUCUUGAUAACGGCGAAUGAAUGAUUUACACAAUAUCGCGAUAUUGGAUAAAUUUCUGCACAUAAUUCUUUACACAGUAUACCAUGUGUUGUGUUUAUUUGUUAUACGACUUAUAAUGUUGCAGAACAUUCCGUCAAUCCUCUUCUCAGUUAUUCGCGUUACGACUAUCUCGUAAUGAUCAUGAGAGAGAACUGCAAUUAGUUUAUUAAGUGAUUUCUAGAUACUCUUAAAGAAAAAGAGAGAUAUAAGAGUUUGCGUUUGUAUAUCGAAAAUAUUUCGGAUAUAAUCAGAUAUAAAAUCAAGCGAUAUUGCAAUUUAAAUGUCAAAUAUUCUUGCCAAAACAAUUGAUGAUAAUGAUGAUGAUGUAUGUACGUUCAUUCGUGAUUUUUAUUCAAGUAGUUGAAGUUAUUUUUAUCAAACCGUUAUAUCA
Messenger RNA from Camponotus floridanus (Florida carpenter ant), 3535 nucleotides. Its product is annotated as ataxin-7. The record is from RefSeq and is a predicted model, not a curated record. The transcript is spliced from 6 exons. The coding region runs from base 593 to 2566 and encodes 657 amino acids. NCBI's taxonomy places the organism in Eukaryota, Metazoa, Arthropoda, Insecta, Hymenoptera, Formicidae.